UGUCCUGGCUGUGAUGAUCCUCGUAGUGGUCAUAGCCCUGUAUGUGACACUCAGGGCAGGCAGCCAACAGGACUCCACAGCAUUGACCUCCCCCAGCCAAAAUGUCUCAACACCACUGUCCCCCACCAGCCAAGAGGACUCAACAAAGUCACCCCCCAGCCAUGGAGAGGCUCCAGGCAAAAGCUGCUGUUCCACAACACGAGUUGCUGUCCUGGUUACUGAGAUAAUCCUGCUCCUCCUCACUGCUGUGUUUCAGAUGCUCCCAUGUAGAAGGCCUUGUUCCAGAGCACACAUUGCUGUGCUGGUUGUUGUCCUGGUUCUGGCUGUGCUGGCCCUCACUCUGUCUUGGACAGUCCCAGAUGUUCCAACUGCAGGCAGCCAAAAUGGCUCAAAAACAUGGCCCUCCACCAGCCAAAAUGUCUCAACACCGUGGUACCCCACCAGUCAACAGGACACAACACCAAUGACCCCCACGAGCCAAGAGGGCUCAACAAAGUCACACCCCAGCCAUGGAGAGGCACCAGAGAAGAAAGAAAAGGACUGGAAUUCCUCCCGUGCAGAAUGCGCUGCCAUGGGCUCAGACCUGGUGAUCAUUGAGAGCAAGGAAGAGCUGAGUUACCUUCGCACACAAUCACGAUAUAGGUACUACUUACUUGGUCUCAGAUACUCUCCAGAGGAGCAGAAGUGGAAGUGGAUCAACAACGUGGAGCAUGACCCAGCCAUGUGA
Molecule: messenger RNA, 727 nt
Organism: Catharus ustulatus (Swainson's thrush)
Lineage: Eukaryota; Metazoa; Chordata; Aves; Passeriformes; Turdidae
Product: C-type lectin domain family 2 member D3-like
Exons: 7
Coding region: 14-727 (237 amino acids)
Source: RefSeq, a predicted model, not a curated record